AUGACGAACACAUCAUUUUUCGACUGCCCCCAGGAGGUACAGCUCCAGAUCGCCGGAUUCGCUUGCCAAAGUGAUCAGGCUAGGCUCUCGCUAACCUCUCGUGCCCUACACAACCUCACCGAGCCUCUGAUUUACUCCUCCUCUGUCAAAUUUGAAUGGGCGAGGGAGCUUCACCCGCCUAUCACUCAAUUAAUGCACCUACUCCGAACACUGCUAGAAAGACAGGACUUGUGCCCUUUGAUACGCCAUGCCGACUUUGAAGGCUUUGGCUACAUCGAUGAACUAGGCUCGUAUCGCUCGGAUUGGACAGAGGAGACUCCCGAUCCGCCACCUGUCAUCCCAGAGAUUCCCACCCACCAACUCUCCGCGGCCAUAGGGAAAACAGGUGUUUCCGAGGCUUUCGCCGAGCAGUGGUAUAAAAAGGUCCAAUCUGGUUCACCUGAAGCGUCGGCCGCCCUUCUCGUUUCUCUACUACCGAACCUGGAACGACUUUGUUUUUCCGCCAAUUGGACCAACGACACGCGUUUCCUUGGACAUAUGUUGCGAGCUGCACUUUGUGAAAAGCCUGAGCCUGCAUCAGAAGCAGGCUUGCCUUCUUUUACUUCGUUGAAGCACGUAUCGCUUGCGGAAGCUAUCGACGACAAACAUCACCUCGAUCCAAGUAAUACAGCAGAUGCCCUGGCGUUGUUCUAUCUGCCCAAUAUAGAGACUCUAUCAGUAUCGAUCGACAACCCGACCAACUUCACUUGGCCUUCGUCUUCACCACCAAAGCCAACGUCGCUAGAAUCCCUUGAGAUCUUUCGGCUACGAGAAAGUCGCCUGGCACCAGUUUUGUCAGCAGCAAUGAAUCUGAAGAAACUAAAGUACAACUGGACGUACCGUCCUGACCUCGACAGUGAGGUCAAUAAGGAAGCUGUGAUGCUGCGCGUAUUAUCUGAAGCCCUCCUUGAGACCAAAGACUCGCUUGAGGAUCUUGAAAUCAACGCAAAGAGCGUCCCUGCAUACUCGUGCGGGGAGUACGAGCCACCAGAUGUCACGUUCCAUGGGUCAAUUUCUCGACUACGUGAGAUGCAGAAGCUAAAGACACUUUAUAUACCUUGGACAUUUCUCACUGGAAGGAAAGGUCUUUCUACCGGCCCUGGUCUCAUCGGGGCUGCAGUUCCGCUAAACGUUGAACACUUAGCAUUGGACGGUUUCGUCACGUGGUCUGAGGAUGAUGAAUGUGUAGAGGAUACUGAUGAAAUGAUGGUUGAUGGCUUCGCAAAGGAACUCGAGAGCGGCGCUUUGUUGCAUCUGAAGUCACUGAAGAGCGUUUGCUUGCCGAACUCCCUGUUUAUUACUGGGUUGUCAGAGAUCUUGGAGAACAGGAUGAGAGCCCUUGGGGAUCGAUUUGGAUUGGCGUUGAGCUGUUAUACGUGA
This is a messenger RNA of Fusarium pseudograminearum CS3096, 1419 nucleotides long. RefSeq lists its product as uncharacterized. Bases 1 to 1419 code for a protein of 472 amino acids. Lineage: Eukaryota; Fungi; Ascomycota; Sordariomycetes; Hypocreales; Nectriaceae. The transcript has a single exon. The record is from RefSeq and is a predicted model, not a curated record.